This is a messenger RNA of Lindgomyces ingoldianus, 657 nucleotides long. Its product is annotated as dual specificity phosphatase. Gene Ontology annotation, cellular component: cytoplasm. Gene Ontology annotation, molecular function: protein tyrosine/threonine phosphatase activity; MAP kinase tyrosine/serine/threonine phosphatase activity. The record is from RefSeq and is a predicted model, not a curated record. Gene Ontology annotation, biological process: negative regulation of MAPK cascade; protein dephosphorylation. The annotation marks the transcript as partial. NCBI's taxonomy places the organism in Eukaryota, Fungi, Ascomycota, Dothideomycetes, Pleosporales, Lindgomycetaceae. The transcript has a single exon.
GCUCAUGCCGCCCGGAUGAGGGAGAUUGUCCCGGGCCUCCUCCUUGGAAACGUCGAGGCUUCCCACCACCGAGAGAUGCUUCGAGAGAAUCGUAUCAACGCUAUAGUCUCACUCACUGAUGCCCGGUGGGUAUGGUGGAAUAGCAGCACACGGGAGGCGGGUGUUCCCGAGCGUCGACACCUCUGGGUUCAGUGUGGAGAUUCAUCGACGCAGGACCUUCUUGUCCGUCUGAGUGAGAUCUGCGACUUCAUUGACCAGAUGGCUGCACCGGCCCUACGAUCAUCGACCACCUUACCGACCCGACACGCCCCGGAAUCGAGUGUCAAGCCGAAUGACCCCCCGUCCGAGGCCGUCCUGGUCCACUGCGACUUGGGCAUCUCACGUUCUCCGACCGUCAUCGUUGCCUAUCUCAUGCGCAAGUACGGCGCAAGGCGAGAGGAUGCCCUAGCAUUUGUCCAGUCGAAACAGAGAGUCAAACCCAGUGCCAAUCUCACCCGGCAACUGCAAGUUUGGGAACAAGUCGGAUAUCACGUGUGGGAGAACGAUGAGAAGACCGUUCCGAAGGCCCCGUAUCAGGCAUUCCUGGAUGACCGAGCCGCCCUUCUGAAGGAGAAGGGGUGCACGGGAGACGAGCCUCUAGCACUGAAAACCCUCUAG